GUGGCGUGGGUACGCGUCGACACGCAAACCAUACUCUCCAUCCACCACAACGUGAUAACGCAGAACCCACGAAUUAGCCUCACCUACAACGACCACCGGUCCUGGUAUCUGCACAUCCGAGAGGUGGAGGAAAGCGACCGCGGCUGGUACAUGUGCCAGGUCAACACCGAUCCCAUGAGAUCGCGCAAAGGAUACUUGCAGGUCGUGGUUCCUCCGGCAAUCGUUGAAUCGAUGACCAGCAACGAUAUGGUCGUACGGGAAGGGACGAACGUGACGCUUAACUGCAAGGCCAAAGGCUUCCCGGAGCCAUACGUGAUGUGGCGCCGAGAGGACGGGGACGAGAUGGCGAUCGGUGGAGAAAAUGUGAACGUUGUUGACGGGGAGAUACUACACAUCACAAAGGUCAGCAGACUCCAUAUGGCGGCAUACUUAUGCGUGGCCUCGAACGGUGUUCCGCCAUCGAUUAGCAAACGAGUGCAGCUAAGGGUACAAUUUCCGCCAAUGCUGUCCAUACCGAAUCAGCUGGAGGGCGCGUACGUCGGCCAGGACGUUGUGCUCGAAUGCCACACGGAGGCGUAUCCAGCAUCCAUCAAUUAUUGGACGACAGAACGGGGCGAUAUGAUAAUAUCAG
Anopheles cruzii is the source of this 631-nucleotide messenger RNA. Its product is annotated as lachesin-like. Gene Ontology annotation, cellular component: neuron projection. The transcript is spliced from 4 exons. Lineage: Eukaryota; Metazoa; Arthropoda; Insecta; Diptera; Culicidae. The annotation marks the transcript as partial. The record is from RefSeq and is a predicted model, not a curated record.